AUGGAGCAUUCAUUUCGUAAUGGACUCCAUCGUCGUCAUUUCUUGAGUGCACACUUAGAUGAACCCCUAGAUACAAUUGGCUUGGUAUCACCUAUUAAUAGAUUCGCUGUGUUACAAGGAAACUUCAGUAAUAAUGAUGAGGAUGCAUCUAAAUCUAUAAAAUUGAAGACUAAACUUAUCAUCGGUGGCUUGGUCAUCGUCGUAAUAAUAGCAGCAUUAGGCGGCUACUUCAUCGGAAGAUCCGAUUAUAAGAAAUGGAAAUUCACCGAACCCCCAGACCCAGUGGAACCUCUUCCACCCUCACCCUCAUGGCUUCAUACCUUCAAGCGAGCAGCUGUUUGCACAGAUGCACCCCAUUGUUCGGAUAUCGGAAGGUAUAUCCUCUCAAUAAACGGCUCAGCAGUGGACGCAACUAUAGCAGCGAUGUUUUGCAACGGUCUUCUGAACCAGCAGAGUAUGGGUCUGGGCGGUGGCUUCUUUAUGACCGUGUAUAUUAAGGAAGAGGAGAAAGUAUAUUCCGUCAUCGCUAGGGAGACGGCACCAGCAGCUGCAACCGAAGAUAUGUUCCAUGGGAACCCAGAUAAAGCUAGAAGAGGUCCUCUGUCACUCGGUGUCCCAGGGGAACUACGUGGAAUGUGGGCAGCCCACCAGCGAUGGGGCAAUCUGCCUUGGAAGGCGCUUGUCAAGCCUACAUUAGAAUUCUGCAAAUACGGAUACACAAUAUCCAAACCCCUGUACGACGGGUUUGAAGUCGCCCCAUACAUCCAACAUGAUCGACAUCUGAGGAAAACUUACGUGAACAAAGACAACAAGUUUCACAAACCUGGAACAGUGGUCAAACCCAGUGAAGCCUGGUGCAGUACCAUGGAAAGGAUAGCUGAGAAAGGAGGAGACGAAUUGUAUAACGGCAGCUUGGCUGUGGACUUCCUUGAAGACCUGCAAGAGAUCGGCAGCAUCAUCACAGAAGAGGAUCUGAAGAAUUAUCAGCCGAAAAUAGUCGAACCCCUCGCAGUCACACUUAGCCAGGGCGAUGUCCUAUACACGCCACCUCCUCCCAGCAGUGGGGCAAUUCUGAUUAACAUCCUCAACACGCUUAGUGGAUACAAUUUUACAGCGGAUAGCAUCAACGGCACAGAUAACACAGUUUUGACGUACCACAGAAUAAUAGAAGCUUUUAAGUAUGCUUACGCAUCGAGGACGAAAUUGGGCGAUUUGGACUUUUUGAAUUUGGAAGAGUUCAUUGCAAAUAUAACAUCUACUGAAUAUGGCGAAGAGAUACGUCAGUUGAUCAAUGACACUGUUACAAGCAACAGCACGGCUUAUUAUGGAGUUGAUGAGUACCAGAAGAAUGAUGCUGGCACUGCCCACGUCUCUGUCAUUGGAUACAAUGGUGAUGCCGUGUCUAUGACCAGCUCAAUUAACUAUUUCUACGGUGCAGGCUUUACAACGAACCGAACUGGUAUCUUGAUGAAUAACGUGAUGGACGAUUUCUCAUCACGGGGUAUCAUCAAUUACUUCGGCAUCAAGCCAUCAAAAGCUAACUUCAUCGCGCCUGGUAAACGACCUCUGUCGUCUAUGAGCCCAAGUAUAAUUGUCGAUCGAAGUGGGAAUGCCAAGAUGGUUAUCGGUGCUUCUGGUGGUACGAAGAUUACGACUGCUGUUGCCCUAGUCACAAUUCGUAAAUUGUGGUUCGAACAAUCGAUCAAGGAAGCGGUUGACGCACCUCGGUUCCAUCAUCAGAUAUUUCCAAUGGCUAUCCAGUAUGAAUACGGUCUUACUGAAAAUGUGGUAGACGGCUUGAGACGGAAGGGACACGGACUUGAGAGGUAUCGGGACAGAGGUUCGAUUGUGUGCGCCCUUUACAGGAACAAGACAGCCAUUUAUGCCAACGCCGAUUUCAGAAAAGGCGGUGACGUCGCUGGCAUGGAUUAG
Leptosia nina is the source of this 1932-nucleotide messenger RNA. Lineage: Eukaryota; Metazoa; Arthropoda; Insecta; Lepidoptera; Pieridae. The record is from the annotation of a GenBank genome assembly.